Canariomyces notabilis is the source of this 1957-nucleotide messenger RNA. Its product is annotated as MFS general substrate transporter. The record is from RefSeq and is a predicted model, not a curated record. Gene Ontology annotation, molecular function: transmembrane transporter activity. The transcript is spliced from 6 exons. Gene Ontology annotation, cellular component: plasma membrane. Bases 227 to 1852 code for a protein of 541 amino acids. NCBI's taxonomy places the organism in Eukaryota, Fungi, Ascomycota, Sordariomycetes, Sordariales, Chaetomiaceae. Gene Ontology annotation, biological process: transmembrane transport.
ACGGUAUUAGGCAAGAUGCUUGCUGACCGGGUCCCCCAAUCUUCUCCUCACCGUUUCAACGCUUCCCCAGAUUUCCCCAGACCCCAAAUUGGCGCCGGUUGUCUACAUAUACUAACAACAUCCCCACCGAACUCUCUCGUCUAGAGCGACCCGGUUCCGAGGGUGUUGGUAUUCUCUUGUGAGCAGGUUUUUGUCGACAUUUUGUGGGGUAACUGUAGCUGGCAAGAUGCCUUUCGGAAUUCUGGACUGCAAAAAGAUGGAAGUCGUGCCUGGCACGGCUAUCCUGGCCGAUCAGGAUGACCUACCACCCGAGUACUCCGAGGUCCCCCGGGAGCGGCUGAAACACGGAAAAGGUCGAUACAAGGACGUCAUUCUCGUUCCCCAGCCUUCAGACGAUCCGAAUGAUCCGUUAAAUUGGCCCCAAUGGCAAAAAGAGAUGAUCCUCUUCAUCGUCGGCCUGUCGGCCGCGGUCGUCGGCGCUUACGGUCCGAUGCUUGGGCCGGGCUUCGUCCCCGUCGCCGCCAAACUCAACAUCACGAUCGAUGUCCUCUCGCAGUCAACUGCCUGGCUCAUUCUCACCAUCGGCCUCGCCCUCUUCAUCACCAACCCACUGGCCAAGAUUAUCGGUCGCCGCCCGGUAUACAUCGGGGCGAUCAUGAUCAUGUUUGCCACGAGCGUCUGGGGCGCCGCCGUUGGGGAGUACCCCUCGUUCCUGGCUAGCCGCGUCAUUGCCGGCUUCGGCAUGGCGCCGUACGAGGUUCUGGUGCAAUGCACCAUUGGUGACAUGUACUUUGUCCACGAGCGUGCCACGCGCAUUGCCGUUUGGAACCUGUUCCUCUUGACGGGUAUUAGUGGCGGUGCUCUCGUGGCCGGGUACAUCAUCGAACGGGACGGCUACCAAUGGACGUUUGGCGUCUGCGCCAUCUUCUUUGGCGUGCUGAUGCUGGCAGUCAUCUUCCUUGUGCCAGAGACGGCGUACCGGAGGAAUCUGGUCAUUGCGGCGGUCGGUAGUGACAAGGAGGAUGUGACAGACGAGAAGGAGGUUCAGGCUACACAUCAAGAGGGAGUGGGAAGGCCGUCAACGCCGACAAAGAGGCGUUCGUACUGGCAGUCGUUGCGCGUCUUUACGGGCCGCUACUCUCACGCCCCGGGCUGGAAGCCCUUCCUUCGCCCAGUCAUCAUGCUGUUCUACCCGGCGGUGAUGUGGGGUUUCUUGGUCUAUGGAACUGUGCUUACCUGGAUCGUCGUUUUCUCGGUCGUCAACGGCGUCAUCUUUGUUGCACCGCCGUAUAACUUCACCGUCAGUCAGACCGGCCUGAUCAGUCUGUCUCCGUUCAUCAUGACCAUUAUUGGCGAGGUGAUUUCCGGACCCCUUAACGACUGGAUCUGCCUCUACCUUACCAAGAAGAACAAGGGCGUUUAUGAGCCAGAGUUUCGACUCCCGCUCAUUAUUCCUGCCACAAUCCUCGGUGUCGUCGGCUUUUUCGGCUUUGGAGCAACAGUUCAGUACCAGACGCACUGGGUAGGUCCCGUGCUAUGCUUCGGCUUCGCCAACAUGAGUCUGGUCUUUGCAUCCACUUGUGUGUUUGGCUAUGUCGUCGACAGCUACCGCGAGCACAACGAGGAGGCAUUUGUGGCCAUCAACGCCAGGAACCUGCUGACCUUUGGCCUCACGUACUUUGUCAACUCGUGGUUGGCGGCCCAGGGUCCGCUAAUUGUCUUUUGCAUUCUGGGGUCGCUGUUCGUCUUCGUCAUGAUGCUGACAAUCCCGCUUUGGAUUUUUGGCAAGAAGAUCCGGAGCUUCACUGGCCGCAAUCCUUGGCUGCAGAGGUUUAUGAAUGACAAGAAUUAGGCUUGGUAUGAAGAACGGAAUUAAGAUAUAUGGUAAUCGAUGGAUUGUCUGUUAACUAUCAGUCUCUGGUUUUGGAUACCGCUGGGCUUAGUAUCUCGCCCAAAU